AUGAUCGCCGUCGCACGGCUGUCACCGCGUUGGACACCUGACAAUGUAGCGGUGGUCGACCUUGCUGUAGCACGAGGUCCUCCUCAGUACCAUGCGAGUGGCAUCAUCUACGGUAUUCUGGAUGCGGCAAAUCAGAUUCCAGACUCCUUCUACACUGAUAUUGGAUUACACUGGUUUCGAGCUGGUGGUGCACAGAUGGAUGCGCCAAAUCGUGGCUGGGUGUGGGGUGAACUUGAUGGACGGUGGGCGUCAGCUUUGAGCAAUUACCUCACCGUUCGUAAAUACGACGGUAAAUUCCAGCUUCUACUGCACAAUCUGUGGGGAACAGAUCACGCAGAUGAGUCAAUGGACUGGCCAGGUGAUGAUGGCGAUUGGUCGGACUACGACAAAUUUCUUGAUCGAAUCGUCGAAAACAUCAUUCAGAAUGAGAUGACUGCCGGUUUACACAUCGACAUAUGGAAUGAGCCCGAAUGGGGAUUCUGGAAAAGGCCUCAGUCCCAAUGGCUUGACCUGUUCGGUCGGACAUACCAUCGCUUUAGGAAUGAUCCGCAAUUGAAUAACAUUCCUAUCAUUGGUCCUUCCCUGUCCCUACCUCCAAGUGAAGAAAACACGUGGUGGACCAACUUCCUGAGAUAUGUUGCAGCCAACGGAACUGCACCGGACCACUACUCAUGGCACCAUAUUGAAUCCCUUGAAAAUCCAGCAAACGACUUGCAGAACAGCCUUGCUACCUUUGAUCGAAUGCGCAAUGCCGCAGGGGCACCCGCACGGAAGAUCAACAUCAACGAAUACUUGAAUCUAGGAGACGAGCUCAAUCCGGCUGCUACGGUAUGGCAUUUGUCAAGACUCGAGAGAUACGAUACACCUGGCCUGCGCGCGAACUGGCGUGGCGGGCCCAACGGAAGCCACCUGCGGGACUUCCUGGCUAGUCUUAUCUGGCGUGAUGAUCCCCAGCUUCCGUAUCAUCCCAAUGGUGAUUGGCAGGCUCUUAAAUACUACAAGACGAAUAUGACGGGCCACCGUGUUGCUACGUCGGGAUCUAACGACCGCAAACUUGACGUGUAUGCCACCGUCGGCGACAAAGUCCGAGUACUUGCCGGAGUCAGAGUCAGGGAAGGCACGUGGGGCUUGACCGUGAAGAAUUUGGACGCGGUUGGAUUGCCUGCUUCUGGGCAGAUUGGAAUCCAGACUUGGGGAUUCACGUAUGUGAUUCCGGAAACGCUAUUGUUGCGGCCCUCUGAUAGAGGGGUUAUUACGUAUUCUUACGACAACAAUGAGGUGACGUUCCCUGUUCAUCAAUACGGAGAAGAUCUUAAAACAGCGUGGGCAUUCGAAAUACAAGUCUGA
Molecule: messenger RNA, 1347 nt
Organism: Aaosphaeria arxii CBS 175.79
Lineage: Eukaryota; Fungi; Ascomycota; Dothideomycetes; Pleosporales
Product: glycoside hydrolase family 39 protein
Exons: 2
Coding region: 1-1347 (448 amino acids)
Source: RefSeq, a predicted model, not a curated record